Messenger RNA from Melanotaenia boesemani (Boeseman's rainbowfish), 3556 nucleotides. RefSeq names its product frizzled class receptor 3a (gene fzd3a). Gene Ontology annotation, cellular component: plasma membrane. The record is from RefSeq and is a predicted model, not a curated record. Gene Ontology annotation, biological process: canonical Wnt signaling pathway; non-canonical Wnt signaling pathway. The transcript has 9 exons. Lineage: Eukaryota; Metazoa; Chordata; Actinopteri; Atheriniformes; Melanotaeniidae. The coding region runs from base 369 to 2675 and encodes 768 amino acids. Gene Ontology annotation, molecular function: Wnt-protein binding; Wnt receptor activity.
GACAGGAGGAGAGGAGGUGAGGAGGGCGCUGCUGGUGGGGGGACAUUCACUCAUUGUUACCAACUCGAGGAGUAGCGACGGAGACCUCGUUGGUGCACGUGAAUUUCGGGGAGAACAUUCAGAUUUUCAUCGUUAUUUUCUUUUCAUUUUUGGGGGGAGCAUCGUUGUUGUCCAGUGAGGAAGAAGAAGGAGGAGUGUGAGUCUCCACAGCAUCUCUCAGGUGACGGAGGUGUAGCUGCUGACUGGUAUCUCCACAGCAAUGGAUGCCGCCAGCUUCAGUCAUGGCUGUGUUGGACUCUGCUGCCCAACCCUGCCUUUUCCUGUGUGAUUUAAACAAGAGGAGCCCUGCGACUUCCCUUCCCUGGUGAAUGACCCUCAUGCUAAGGGAGCUCAACCUCUCAACACAUCCUCGGUUUCACGGAAUAGAAAUGGAUCUCCUCUGGGUGCUAUCGGUGUCCAUGCUAACGGCGUGUGUGGCCAUUCCUAUGGAUGCAGCUGCAGGGAGUCACAGCCUCUUCACCUGUGAACCCAUCACCUUGCGUAUGUGUCAGGGGCUUCCAUACAAUUCCACUUUCAUGCCCAACAUAAUGAACCACUACGACCAGCAGACGGCUGCUCUUGCCAUGGAGCCGUUUCAUCCCAUGGUGAACCUGCAGUGCUCUCAGAACCUCAGGAUGUUCCUGUGCGCGCUCUACACGCCGGUGUGCACGGAGUACGGCAGGAUGACUCUGCCCUGCCGCCGCCUCUGUCUGCAGGCCAAGAGCGACUGCUACAAACUCAUGGACAUGUUUGGUAUCAGCUGGCCGGAGGAGAUGGACUGCAACAGGUUCCCAGACUGUGACGAGUCCUACCCCCGUUCUGUUGACCUCCUGUCCAGCUCAGACACGACUGAGUCCGCCAUCUCUGUCCAGAGGGACUACGGCUUCUGGUGUCCUCGCGAGCUAAAAAUCGACCCAGAGUUGGGAUACUCCUUCAUGGGGGUCCGGGACUGCUCCCCCCCGUGUCCCAACAUGUAUUUCACCCGUGAAGAGCUGGCGUUUGCCCGCUACUUCAUCGGGGUGGUGUCCAUCGUCUGCCUGUCCGCCACCCUCUUCACCUUCCUGACCUUCCUCAUUGAUGUGUCGCGGUUCCGCUACCCGGAGCGGCCCAUCAUAUUUUACGCCGUGUGCUACAUGAUGGUGUCUCUGGUGUUUUUUCUGGGGUUCCUGCUGGAGGACAAGGUUUCCUGCAACGCAGCGACUCCCGGGAGGUUCAGGGCUUCAACUGUGACUCAAGGCUCCCACAACAAGGCCUGCACGCUUCUCUUCAUGGUGCUGUACUUCUUCACCAUGGCUGGCAGCGUCUGGUGGGUCAUUCUGACCAUCACCUGGUUCCUGGCUGCCGUUCCCAAGUGGGGCAGUGAGGCGAUAGAGAAGAAGGCCCUCCUCUUCCAUGCCUGCGCCUGGGGCAUCCCCGGUGUCCUCACCGUCACUCUGCUCGCCAUGAACAAGAUUGAAGGAGACAGCGUCAGUGGCGUUUGCUUCGUGGGCCUUUACAACUUGAUGGCACUGCGCUGGUUCCUGCUGGCCCCACUGGGCCUGGAUGUUGUGGUGGGCGUUGUGCUCUUGCUGGCAGGCAUCGCCGCACUCAACCGUGUCCGCAUGGAGAUCCCGCUGGAGAAGGAGAACCAGGAGAAGCUGGUGAAGUUCAUGAUUCGUAUUGGGGUCUUCUCCGUGCUCUACCUGGUUCCUCUGCUGACCGUCUUGGCUUGUUACCUCUACGAGAGCAGCUACAGAAGCAUCUGGGAGACAACCUGGGUCCAGGAGAAGUGUAGAGACUACCACAUCCCCUGUCCCUUUCAGGUGGAGCGCACCAGUCGGCCAGACCUGGUCCUGUUCCUCAUUAAGUACCUGAUGAUGCUGAUCGUGGGGAUCCCCUCUGUGUUCUGGGUGGGCAGCAAGAAGACCUGCUUCGAGUGGGCCAGUUUCUUCCACGGGAAAAGACGCAAAGAAGCAUUAACCCCCUCUCCCACUGCCUGCUCCACCCACUCCUCCAUCCUCUCCUUCCACACCCGCCUCCCUGGCACCUUCCCCCUCUCCCUCUCCACCCUCAUGCGUCUCUCCCUGCCUACACCUCCCUUCUUCUCCUCCUCUUCCUCCACCUCCUCCUCCUCCCCCCCCUGCUGCAGUGGGAUGGUCAAUGACAGCCGACAGGUUCUUCAGGAGCCCGACUUCACCCAGCUGCUGUUCAGAGACCCCAACACCCCCAUCGUCAGGAAGUCGAGGGGCACCUCCACUCAGGGGACCUCCACCCAUGCCUCCUCCACCCACCUGGCCAUGCUGGACGAGCCCCCCAGUGCCAGCACCAGCCGGGCCGGCUCAGUACGGAGCGCACGCUCCAAGAUGAGCAGUUACCAUGGCAGCCUGCACCGCUCCAGAGACGGCAGAUACACGGCCUCCAGUUUCCGGGCACCAGACGAGCGGCUGCUGUACGGCAGCAUGCCGCGCCUCAACGACCAGUCCAAACACGGCAGCACCGACCGGCUGGACAGCCCCUCCAGACACGGCUCCACCCUGAGGCUGGAGAGCCAAUCCCGGCACAGCAGCAUCAGGGACCUGAGCACGGCCCCGCAGGCUACAUUCGGACCAGGAAACGGGAUCCACAGGGUGCUGGAGGAGGACGGCUCUACGGCUUGAACCGGAAUUUGAACGGAUGACGGAGAAACCAGACUCAGCUGACAAAUGUGUUUCUAGGAAGUAAAGAAUGUGAGGAUCCAGGAGCCGGCCCAGGUUCCCAGUCCUGGUUACACUUCUGUUGACUGGUGGAGGGGAGCGGGGGAAAUCUAUCUUUGCCUUAAGAUGUCCUCUCAGCUGAUCCCAAAAAUCAAACUUCAACAAUUUGUUGAUCCCAAAUAAAUUGUUGCCAGUUUACAUAAAUAAAGUGGAUUCUGUGGUUUUGAUGGUGUCGUGUGGAAAGCUAAUGCAGGAAGAUGAAGGAUUUACUGUUGGACCUACUUUUUGUAUUUGACCCUUACGCCCUCCUCGGGCAUGUUUGUACAUUUUCUCAACUUUAUUUUUUAUUUGGUGAUGAUUUUUACUGUUAUGACUAGUGGCAUGAACUUUUUUUUUUGCUCACAUUUUUUAAAUCCUCUCAUGUCUUUUAUAUUCUGUUGAUGCAUUUUGCACCUUCUGGUGAUUUCAUGGCCAAAAAUGUCCAUGACUAAAAAUAAAAAAAAAACAAACUUAAACAUAAAUAUUUUUUUUUUUCAUAAAUCACUCAAAAAACUUCAUACCCACUUAAAACUUACAUUUUUAGGAUCUUAAUUUAUUUUUUAAUCUUGCAUUAGAAAUCACUCUUGGCGCCCCCUGGUGGACAGACAGCGGAUUAAUAAAACCGGUAAAAAUACAAGAACUUUCUUCCAUUGCCUACAAUUAGAAAACAUUUUAAUCUGACGUAUCACUACUAUUCUUCUAAAUAAAAGCCCAACAUUACAGAAUUAACAUUUUUAAACUAAUGACAGAUUAAAAUAUGUUUUAAUGAGACAUUUUUGGCACCAAGGCAUCUAACUGAAGAACUG